ACAUCACCUCCGAAAAAAUGGCCCAGACCAACCCGCUUCCUGUUCCUUUGGGACCCUGGAAGAUCACAGUAUACGAACAAGAAAAUUUCCAAGGAAAGAGGAUGGAAUUUACUUCCUCCUGUACAAAUAUCAUGGAGUGCGGCUUUGACAAUAUUAGGUCUCUAAAAGUGGAAACUGGAUCCUGGAUUGGAUACGAGCACACAAGUUUCUGUGGUCAGCAGUUUGUCCUGGAGAGAGGAGAGUACCCACGCUGGGACUCUUGGAGUGGCAGCAAUGCCUAUCACAUUGAGCGCCUGAUGUCUUUCCGCCCAAUCUGUUCUGCUAAUCAUAAGGAAUCCAAACUGGUCAUUUUUGAGAAAGAGAACUUCAUUGGGAAGCAGUGGGAGAUAUGUGAUGACUAUCCUUCUCUGCAAGCAAUGGGCUGGAGCAACAAUGAAGUGGGAUCCAUGAAGGUUCAAUGCGGCGCCUGGGUGUGCUACCAAUAUCAUGGUUAUCGUGGCUACCAGUACAUUUUGGAAUGUGACCACCAUGGAGGUGAAUACAAGCACUGGAGAGAAUGGGGCUCUCACGCCCAGACCUUCCAGAUCCCUAUCCGACGCAUCCAGCAGUAA
Messenger RNA from Bufo bufo (common toad), 611 nucleotides. It is a transcript of the gene CRYBA1, whose product is annotated as crystallin beta A1. Gene Ontology annotation, biological process: visual perception; lens development in camera-type eye. NCBI's taxonomy places the organism in Eukaryota, Metazoa, Chordata, Amphibia, Anura, Bufonidae. Gene Ontology annotation, molecular function: structural constituent of eye lens. The record is from RefSeq and is a predicted model, not a curated record.